Messenger RNA from Dicrocoelium dendriticum, 4978 nucleotides. The record is from the annotation of a GenBank genome assembly. NCBI's taxonomy places the organism in Eukaryota, Metazoa, Platyhelminthes, Trematoda, Plagiorchiida, Dicrocoeliidae.
GCACUACAAAUCUACUACUAGCACGAUGCAGCUGGACUGAAGCAGUGGACUCUGGUACAGGAGUUGAUGUAAUAUUUCUGCACUUCUCAGAGGCUUUCGACCGGUUAGACCACAGCAUUCUGCUCGUUAAACCCCAGACUUUGUUAUUGGUCAUCCUCUCCUAGGAUGGAUCAAAACCUUUCUUCUACACCGACACUUGGAAUUCCGAUUGCAUGAAUCGCUGUCAGAUCCCAUCCGAAUUGAAUGCGGAGUACCACAGAGGUCGGUACUAGGAUCGCGUUUGUUUUCGACAUAUUUUAACGAUAUCACACGCAUCAUAAACUCGAGCUGCCUGUUUUAUGCCGAUGACAUCAAGGUGUGCAGAGCGAUUUAUAAACCAGAUGAUAUCACAAUACUUCAAUCUGAUCUGGAUAGGGUAUACGCGCGAUCAAUCCAAAAUCUAGUUCGGUUCAGUGUGGACAAAUGUAGUGUGCUGCACCUACGGCACAAUUUGAUGCACUCGUGGAAACUCGGCAAGCAGGAGCUUCAAGCGACUUCUGGAGAGAAGGUUCUGUGAGUUUGGUCCAUGCCAAACAAGGAUGCUCGAAUCAAGUUGGAGCGGCGUUAAGGAGGGCAUCCAGUACAUGGACCUCAUGAAUGGUGCAUUCGAACGAGUCGAACCUUUGAUUUCUCCACAAUUUCUAGGCUCACAUAUACGUCUACAUGUGGAGUACGCAAUAUUGGUUUAGAAGUCAUGAUUGAGGAGAGACCUCAGCACCUUGGAGAUACCCCAACGCCGGACAACCAAAACUAUCGACGGUCUGUAUAGUUUGCUUCAUAAACGAAGACUACAAGUGCCCGGGGUCUUCAGUGGACAGUAUCGGCGAUUGCGCGGAGACCUCAUCCUGACUUACCAGAGUUUGUACGAUCCCAACCACAACAUUUUAUACUUGCUAGAGCUCAGUCACAACAGCAAUUUGAGAGGUCACCAUAUCAAGCUGGCAGUGCAACACAGUCGUUUGGAGUGCUGUCGGAAUUUCUUUUCCGUACGUGUUUGCAGAACGUGGUGCCUUACCGGACUCUGUAAUAUGUGCUCCCACGCUAGCAGAGUUCAAAACGCGCUUUGAAAGUGCACUUAUUUUGCUGCACCAUCUUACAAGACUCAUUCAUUACCCAUGGAUAAACACAAGUGUCUGUAAGGGAUUUCGCUGGCGGACAAAUUCCAGAUUUCGUUUCACUUCUUUUUACCUCCUGUAUGUGUACACCAGGAGGAUCCACGAUUUUUACCAACAUCCCAUUUGUCGUCAUUCCUUAUGGAUGUAAUUUGGAGUUGCUACGUACACCUCACCAUAAUCAACGUGUUCGGUAUCUUCUUGCUCGCUGCGCGUUGUGCGACAGAACAAUGGAAAGUGUUGCUGGGAGCCACACCUCCGACUACGUCCACCUGAGCCUUAUUUUUGGGUUAUCCGUGAUUAAUAUGGAUGCUCGAGUGAGUCAGCAAAAUUAGUUCAUCACCGGACUAACUUACUCGCUUCGACGACAGGCUCAAGAAACGGUAGACACUCCCACAAGGUAUUGAUUUACGGAACCCGAGCGAAAGGUUUCAAGCACAAUCCAAUUAGGAGCGCACUAACGAAUUGACUACUGUUCACGAUACUCAAUUUCGGACGGGAAAGUCAAACCUUUUGAGGUCACUAUUCAUGAGAUCAUUAUCUUUAAAUCAUGAAACGAGGGAAGGAAAAGAUAGCCAUGAUACUGCAUCGGUCGGUCGUCGUGCAACAGUAAGCGAACUAAGGGAUUACUUCGAUCUCCUUGGACACUCUGUGCAGGGAGGUAGACAGCAGCCAACUGACAGGCAAGAAAGCACUCAUUGUGUGACUCAUAGACUACCGUCGAAAUCCGUGAGUGCCUUGCAAAUAGACACAAACUUAGGAGAAAACGGUGAUCCCUUACGUACUGCGUCAGUUGAUGAUUUGAGACAUGUCUUUGAAAACAUCCAACACCCUCCUCUCCAACGUUCUCGAUCCAUCGGAACAGUCAGCUCCAGCGAAUUGUUUCCGCAAAAAGGUGACAAACACACAACCAGAGUUAGAGCCUCGAAGUCAGUUGACUUUUGCUCGCGUCCAGCAAGCUUUCAGGGCCAUGGUCUAGAAUGCUCGUCAGAGUUACCUAAUGCACCCCAGAUGUCGUUGGAUUCAUCAGAAUUGGCCGAAAUCCAGCCUAGGCAAUCACGUCUCAGGCAUUCCAGCCAGUCUGACAAAUGCGCAUCCGUAUCUAAGGGACACCAAAAUAUGCACCCGGUCGUAUCGGUGCAGUUACCGUUCCGGUCUCGUUCACUCGCUCUGGAUCGUUUAGGUAAUUCAUAUGAGAAGCGCCGCGGCCAAAAAGUACGUUACCGAGCUGGCUCGAUAACUCAGCGUUCGUUGUCCCCUGUCCCUAUUCAAGAAGAAUGCGGCAAUGGUCGUGAGCUGCGAACCGGAUGGAACCAAUGUUGCGGACGCUCACCAACGGAACAAUGCAAAAAUGUAAAAUCAUUCCAGAUGAAGCAAAACACUAGAACGCCUCCUUUCCGUUGUACAGAAGUCACGCCCUCGAACGACCCCUUAUCAUCAUACAAGGACACAAUCCGGCUGGGCCCUGUACAAACGGAUGGAGUGUACGUUAGGUCGGCUGUGGUGUAUGAACGUUUGGACAACAAACCAUCCAACAAUGGCACGAAAAACUUUGUGAGCGUUUAUGUAGUAUCUCAACGUCCCUACCCUAGCCAUGCUACCAUCGAAGCAACCAAUCUCUGGGUGGCGGAGAACGCUCUACUCUCAACAACUCAGGAACAAACAUUACCGCCCUAUAGAACACAAACUUUGCCCAGAAGUGAUCUAGACCCGAUGCCAGUACAUAAACAGUGCUGCACUGGCGCGCAAAAUAAUGCUGCAUCAGCAAAGAAUUUCAGAGGCCAACCAACCGGACGACCAUUUGGUUUGGAUAUGGCCAGUUCACAUCGCAAGAAAUUGCCGCUUUUUGUGGAGCCAGUUUAUUCUGAAGGUCUUCCACAACCUUUGCCAACCCCUCCACCGGUUGAAUCACAUCGGUAUUUGCUAAAGUGUAGCAGUGCGGAAAACAGCCCAGAUCGAUCAGCGCUAUCACAUGGGCGAUGCAAUGCCAAAGUGUUGCAAAAAAAUCGGCAUAAAUUCACUUCAUCAUCACCAACGCGAUCCUGGUCGGUGAAAUCACUGUCCCCUCCGCCAUUUCGAACACCGUGGGUCAGUUCUCUACGAGGGUCAAAAACAAAUCUUAAAAGCACAGCUCUAUCCGUCAGAAUAGAUGACAAGAAAACCUAUGAAGAAAAUUCCAAAUUUGCACGCUCGUUUCGAAGUGGCGGCGAACAAAAGUCGAACGGCAGACGCCCCUUAGAUGUUCGUAGAACAGAAACAACCAGGAUUCAGGAUACAAGAGGACGGCAGGAGUGCAUGCAACGAGCCGAGUCAAUCAGUCGUGAGCGACAAGCGUACCAUGAGAGGCGCGGUAGCUGGUCUCCGCCACACCUGUACAGGUCUGUGCAGUCUAUUCCAAGUGAUCUAGAGAGUAACACAGAACACGAAAUAAGAGGUGUACAAAGGCACAAUAAACUAAAUUCUCACGUCUCUCUAUUCGAUAGGUCAGUCCGGGAGCGUCAUCAAGCCACACAAACGGGUUAUGAGAUAGAAGAAUGCACCCAAACUGAUCGACCAGAUCCCACAACCGAUUCCAUCGCAGUGCUCGAUGUGGCAGACAGCGGGGUGGACGUAACACCGAUUACGGAUAAUUUUGAUGCAAAAAAGAAAUAUUUCGAGAAACUGAUUAGGACAAGUCAGACGUCCGAGCGAUGCUCGUAUUGUGCCAACUGUUUUCACUGUGCUUCGAGGCAUACACCACGCUACAGUCCGUAUUCUAGCUGGGAGUCCGACCUACAAGGAAACGUCACACAGCCGUCGGAAAUGCUGUCGGUGUAUCAAAGUGAGACACAAUCCGAGCUGCCUCCCAAAUUCAAUGCCAUGGACAACAGGCAAGUGAGCUUGUACUCCACUCCUCCGGAUAAACCGUGGUCGGCCUCCACUCUUCUUGGUGCUAACCGGUGUUGGCCACAGCAGUACUCUUCCACCUUGUGCGUGGCUCCCGACCCACCUCAUUCAACAAGUUGGCCGUUUGAAUAUGGGAAUUGUUAUGCGACAAACUACGACAGCAGCCGAACAGAUAGGUCGAUACAACAUGAGUACUAUGCAAAGCCCCAAAUGGCAAUGCCAAAGGUGGCACCUGACCCACCAUGCAGGGAAACUUCAGGAAACACAUUGGGCCGUACAUCAGGGAACAACUACGGACGUUCUACUACACGUAACGAAUACAGCUACCGUCCUUUAACGGAGAGUCGCCAGUAUGGGACGACAAACUGGUUGUCCUAUCGGGAAUAUCCAAAUUCGCAGGGGAUCCAUUCUCCCCCCUGCCGUUUUUACAUGGACCACACACACAAUUCCACGGGAAACGUUGGCUACACUCCAUCCAUGGCAAAGGCUGAUCUAGCCACCUACAGAGGACGAGUGAAACAGAUUGUGGGGGAACUGAAUGAACGAAGAUGGGACUAUAAGAACUCUUCAUCGUUCACUUUAAGGAGUAGGACAGGCUCAGAGCCCAAGGUACACAGUCCGUAUAUGUACUACUGAACCCCUGAGCCAGAGUUCGGUUACUUGCUAUUCACAUGUUAACCAAUGGUGGCACGUGAACUACCCAGACCCCCCGAUUUCAACUACUUUUAUUUUUGUCUUUCCGCUAUAGUGCUUGCAGAUUGUACAUUGAUGAGAAACGAAAAUUAGUUGACAUACAUACGUUGCUCUGCAUUACCGUUUAUAUCUCAGGAUGUCAUGGUUCGCGUCUUAGUUAUUAUUUUUUCUGAAUCUUGAUGAUUUGUAAGAAUGAGGAACUGUGUAAAUUGUCACUAAUCACAAAGAAAACUAUUUCACAGCUUGGU